AUGACGGUGCCGCGCCUCGAGCAGCUCCAGGAGCUGUACAAGAAGCGGCUCGAGCCCGACAUCGUCGCCAUGGUCUGGGAGUCCGUCGGAGGCAACACCGACAUGUGCGAGGCGGCGCUGCGCGACAUCGCAUCGACGCAGGCGACGGACCACGGCCCCAGCGCCCAGGACGCCUACGGGUCGCGCCACGAGGCGCCCACGGCCACCAACGGCCCGUCCAACCCCCCCACGGCCUCCGUGUCGCCCUGCCAGCCCCACACGCCCACCUACGGGCAGACGCAGGCCGCGCCGCCCCCCCCCGCGCAACACCCUGGGCGCGUGAUGCUCCGCGCGCGGCGGACGCGGCCCCGGGACGACGCGCGCGCGGCGCCGCGACGAGCGUGGUGGCCGUCGAGUACGGAGGUCGUGCAGCGAGCGACGCACGCGUACUCGGCGGACGACGGCCGCGCGUGGGCGCGGCUCAUGGUUGCGGGAGAGAGCCACGUCGGCCCUCCCGAGGACGACGCGCCCGCCGCAGGCGCUCUCAUCGCGCCCGCGAAGGCUCCUUCGCCCAAGAAGGCCGGCCGGCGCAAGCAGCGGGGCUGGGGGGCCGUGCAGGAGGACCCGGGAAUGUCCGAGGAGGCGUUGCGACUCGAACGGAUGCGCAUCGCGCUGAUGGUGGACGACGAGGAGGUGGGGUCCGCGGAGGAGACGAGCGAGGAGGAGGAGGAGGCGGACGCGGGCGCGGAGGAGCACUGGCCGCGGCUCGGGGCGGCGGGGCAGCAGCGGGGUGCGGCGGUGCCGGGGUCGCCGGGAGGGUCCGCGCAGCCGCCGCGCGCGCCGCCGGCGGCCGCGAAGGCGCCGCAGCGGUCGCCGAAGGCCGCGCGCUCCCCGAAACCUCAACCGCCGAAGCAGCAGCAACAGCCACAGCCGCACGCGGCGCCCAGCGGCCCGGGCUCGCCGCCGCGCGCGCAGAUCUCGCCGGCGCGCUCCGCACCGCAGGCCCGGCCCACGCGGCCCGCGCAGCCUUCCGUCGCGGCCGCGCCGGCCACCAGGGACGAAGAAACCGCCCUCGCCCACGCGCGGCAGCUGCACGAGGCCCGCGGGCGCGCAGACGCCGGCCACAACCAGGCGGCGCGGCCCGCGGAGCCGCUGCUGGACGACCGCGCGGCGCUGCAGGCGAGGGUGGAGGCAGCGGCGAUGUCGAGGCGCCAGCCGCUGUGGGACAACCCCCUGAAGUACCCCAAGGGCGGCGCGGUGUUCGUGUGCAACGCGGAGACGCAGGACGAGUGUCUGGUCCGGAUGCUUUUGGCGGGCGCGAGCAGGCGCGUCAUCGCCGGCAUCGAGCCGGGCAUGGCGCUGUUCCUGGUCAACGUGCAAAGCAAGCGGGUGUUUGGCGUGUUCGAGCUGGACGACGAGGGCUUUCCGGGCGCCUGCGUGGGCCGGAACCUGGUGCCGGAGGCCUUCCAGUCGCGGUUCCAGUUCCAGGCGCGUGUGCGGCUCGCGCGGGGCCUCGAGCCCAACGACGCGUACCAUGGCCAGACGCUGGCCUGCAUGCGGCGCGGGCUGACGUCCCACGGCGUCAAGGGGUGCUCUGAGUUCUUCGACGGCGCGGACAAGCAGCGGCUGUCGCCCGAGGCCGCGCAGCGCGCGGCGUUGAUCUUCUUCUGCGUGGCGCAGCAGCGGGCGACGUCGCACGAGCGCGACAGCGGGCCCGCGUCGCCGGCCGCGGCGCGCCCCCGCCGUCGCGCCUCCGCCGCCCCCGCCGCCGCCCCGCCGCGCUCCCCGCCGCCGCGCCCCCGCCGCCGCUCGCGGCGCGCUCCAGCCCGCGCCUCCGCCGCCGCAGCGCAGUCCCCGAGCGCCGCGCUCCCGCCGCGCGCGCCGCCGCCGGCCGCCGCCGUCGACCUCGCGACGCCCCCCGCGGAAGCGCAGCCCGACCCAGACCCGCCGCAGAGCGCGGCCGCACCCCUGUCGCUCGCCACGGCGCCGCCGACGAUCGACGAGGAGGCCCAGAGCAUGAUGCUCCUCCUCCUGCGCAACGCGUUCCCGACCGUCGAGCCCCGCAUCGUCCAGGUCAUCCUGACUCAGGCUCGGUUCGACUGGGACUUUGCCUUCCGCACGCUGGAAGAGAUGGCCCAGAUGCUGCGCAUGGCCGCGCAGGCGAAGCAGCAGAUGGCGGCCGGCGGCGCGGCGGUCCCGGAGUCGGCCCGGCAGCACAUGCGCAUCGUGGACGCCGCGCUCGAGCUGUGGAUCGAAUUCGUGGUGGUGCCGUACGACAUCGUCAAGGUCGCGGUGGUCGACAAGGACGGCGACGUGAACGCGGCGCGGCUCGAGCUGAUGCAGCAGCUCGGCGUGCCUCUCGAGGACGACGACGCGCAGGACGGCGGCGAGGGGAGUCUGCAGGAUGAUAGUUCCUACUCGAGUCCGACUGACGGCGUGGACGCGGGCGCGGACCGCGCGCAGAGCUUCGAGAUCGCGGGCGCGCGCAAGCUGCUCCGGAAACGCGCCAAGCUCGUCGACAUGUACCCCGGGAAGGACCCGUACGCUCUAAUGCAGGCGCUGGUGGCCAACAACGGCAGCCUCGAGGCGGUGCAGCGGCAACUGGGUCCGCCCGCGGCGAACCGCUUCUCCGCGACGAAGGAGGCGCGGCGGAACGCCCCGGGCCCCGCGAGCGACAAGGUCCGCGCGGAGAUCACGGGGCACAAGCAGGAGGUGCGCGAACUGCAGCAGCGGCUCGAGGAGGCGCAGGCGCUGCUGAAGCGCAUGUCGUCGACGGGGCUGCCGCGGGAGGCGCUCGCGGAGCAGAUGGGCACCGUGCACGCGCUGCGGGAGCGGCUGCGCGAUGCGUCGCAGAAGGCGCGGCGCGCCGACAACUUGCUGCGGGAUCAGCAGUCGCGGAGCCGGCUGGAGCGGGACCUGCACGGGCUGCACGUGGAGGAGGCGCUCGAGGUGCUUGGGGAGGUGCUGGGGCUGGCGGAUCAGAUGCCGGGGCGCGUGGAGCUGCACCUGGUGACGGGGCGCGGGAACAACUCGCGCGAGAACAACCCGCGGAUUCGGUCGGCGGUGGAGAGCCGGCUGACGCACCUGGGGCUGCCGUGGCGGUACGAGGUCAAGGCGGGCGGCAGCGUCAACGACGGGAAGGUCGUCGCGAUCAAGACGCCAAAGUGA
This is a messenger RNA of Pedinophyceae sp. YPF-701, 3147 nucleotides long. The record is from the annotation of a GenBank genome assembly. NCBI's taxonomy places the organism in Eukaryota, Viridiplantae, Chlorophyta, Pedinophyceae.